CGUACUUCCCCUCUCCAUCGACUUUCGUACUAGCGAGCAGACUGCGUCGUCUGCAUUCUGUAUGCAACAGGGUUGCUCAUUUAUUUAUUUCCUUGCCGUUGUCAAGAUUGGGGUCUUGCCGCUGAUUGUAGCUAUCGUUGUUGCUUUGCCUGAUCGACAAAGGUUCACAGACUUUCUGUUUUAGAAGCUGAGCUGUGGCAAUAUAUCUUAUCUGAUUGCUUCUCCCUGAUACCAUACCCCAUUAGGCAACUUGUUCUGCCCUUGAAGCCUCCUUCUUGCCAUUGAGCUAUACCCUCCCUUUCCUUCCUUCUAUUAUCCCCCUUCUUUGAGCAACAAUCGAUCAUGAACGACUCUGCGAUGGACGACUGGAACCUGGAGACGAGCUCUGUAGUCUCGAGUUGUAGUACUUUGAAUGGCGAUCUCAAGCAUCCUCAGUUCGACAGACCAAGUGGGCGCAAUCGAAGGAUUGUCUUGGUAUCCCUGUUCUUGGCUGCCUUGGUAUUUGGCUUGGCCACUUACUUUGUCAUGCUGGCUUCGCAACACGCCGAAUUCGAAUCCAGUUUUGAAAGUUUUGCCCGGGAAACUGCGGAUAUUGCCGAAAACAAUGCCGAGAACUCGUUGGGCCAUUUGCGAAACUUGGCCACGGCCAUUACCUCGCAAGUGGUGGAUAACGAACAAGCAACAUUUCCGUUUGUCACCAUUCCCCACUUUGAUUUGCGGACCCAAGAGAUUGCCGACUUGACCGGUAUUGAAAUGAUCCUCUUUGUACCCUUUGUCACACAACAGGAUGCUAAGACUUCUUCCCAAGAACAACAAGCCCAUGAUGAUUGGGAAACGUACACGAUGGAACACCAGGAUUGGAUCCUGCAAGAUUACAAUUAUCGAGGUUGGGAUCCUUCGACGUUGACACCCAUUCCACGCCACAUUUACAACUACACCCUGCCACCCAACUUUAACGAGACACGACCGGGAUUUGUCGAUGAAGGCGCGUUUAUGGAAGAAAUCCUCUCCAACAUGUCCUACCACCCAUCCUUCUUCCAGGCACCCGUGGCACAGUAUGGACCCCGUCUCGUCGAUACGAGUUUGGCCAAACUCGAUCUCUUGACGCAUCCCAUUUUCAAAAAGGAAAUGGUCGCCUCGUUGGAAUACAAUGUCCCCGUUAUUUCCGAAACGGAAGAUCUAGAAUUUCUCCUCCAGCAUAUUCAACCGACGAAUGGUUCGACUACCACAGAAUUGCGCAGUUUUACACUGGAAACCGUCAAGGAAGACUUUCGGAACAACUCGCGAACGGUGGGAUUCUUGGUGUCGGUCGUUCCGUGGAAAAUCUUUUUUCGCAAUUUGCUGCCGACCAAUAUUAAUGGCAUUGUCGUCAAGGUCGUGUCCGAUUGCGGGGCCAACUUUACAUAUGUCUGCAAUGGAGGUCGGGACGAUUGGGCGGCCAAUGGCGAUCACUACAAUAAUGACGACGACGACAAUCAUCAGUACUACAAAGACAUGAAACAGCACUUUCCAUUCUUUUGGAAAGACCAUCCAACCGGCGCGUCACGACACUGUCAUUUCGAUUUGGUCAUCUUUCCCAAUGACGAAUUCGCCGAUAACUAUCUGACCAACGAUCCGUUGUACUAUGCCUUGAUUGUCGUCGGGGUCUUUAUCGUUACGGCCAGUCUCUUUGUCGUGUACGAUUACUGUCAACAAUCACAACAAUCGCUGUUUAUUGAAGAAAAGGCACGGGCCGAAGCCAUUGUCACGUCACUCUUUCCCAAACACGUCGGGGAACAACUCAUGAAAGAACAACAAUUCAAUACGACUACCCACAAACUGCUGGGGCGUCGACGAUUGGUGGAAGAGUCCAUGCGUGUCAGCAGUGGCAACCAUAACAAUGCCAAUAGUCGAUGUCUGUCCGACUUUCUCAGUGGAGAAAUGAAAGUGCGAGGGAAACGAGUCAAGACCAAGCCGUUGGCGGAUCUCUUUCCCAGUGCCACCAUUUGUUUUGCCGAUAUUGUGGGAUUCACUGCUUGGAGUAGUGUCCGAGAACCAUUCCAGGUGUUCACUUUGCUCGAGACAUUGUAUCAGGCAUUUGACAAAAUCAGUAAGAAGAGAAAAAUUUUCAAGGUCGAAACUAUUGGAGACUGUUACGUUGCCGUCGCCGGUUUGCCCAAGCCAAGGCCUGACCACGCCUUGGCCAUGGCGAAAUUCUCAAGGGAUUGCUUGGAGAAGUUCAAAGAGCUGGUCAACAUGUUGGAGGUCGAACUUGGUCCGGACACUGCAGAUCUAGGUCUUCGAACUGGUUUGCAUUCGGGGCCCGUGACUGCCGGUGUUUUGCGUGGAGAACGGGCCAGGUUUCAGCUCUUUGGAGACACCAUGAAUACUUGCAGUAGGAUUGAAUCAACAGGUCGAGGGGGCAGAAUCCAUUUGUCGCAAGAGUGCGCUGAUGAACUUAUCAAGUACAAGAAAAAAGACUUGCUCGUUCCGCGAAAAGACAAAGUUUCUGCCAAAGGAAAGGGCUUGUUGACCACCUACUGGCUGCGGCUGAGCGAAGACGACGACGUCACCGAAGAAGAGUCGGAAGACAGCGGCGACGAGGCUGGAGUUGGUUCUGAGCAAGAGCAGGCAAAGCGUUUGUCGAAAGCAAAGUCUAGGAAGAUUGAGUGGAAACGGGCAUCCCGAGGGCCAAAGGUUGCUUCGAACAAGGCGUUGUCGACGGAUGCAAGAGCAAGCUACGACAAACAGAAUCGUUUGAUCAACUGGAACACAGAGACGCUGAAACGCUUACUGGAGCGAGUGGUGGCAAGAAGGAAUGCACGGGGCGCGGGACCUACUGCUCUCACCAUGGCGGAGGAAGAAGCGAUCAACAGGAAAGUUCGUUCGGGGAGAAUGGUUUUCGACGAAGUGCAAGACAUCAUUAUCCUGCCCGACUAUGACCAAGCCAGCGCUGACAUAUGCGAAAACAACAGCCCAGACGAGUUACCCUUUGACGUUGUGAUGCAGAUUCGCGAAUACGUUACGGCCAUUGCCAAGCUCUACCCCUCGAAUCCCUUCCAUGAUUUCGAUCAUGCAUCGCACGUCUGCAUGAGUGUUGUGAAGAUGCUGAGCCGCGUAGUGGCUCCCAAGAUGGUAGCAGAGACUGCAUUAAGUGGUGAACUCCAUAAGCAAAUCCACGACCACACCUAUGGAAUCACUUCCGAUCCAAUCACCCAGUUUGCUUGUGUUGUGUCGAGCCUCAUUCAUGACGUCGAGCAUCCCGGUGUGCCCAACUCACAGCUUGUCAAGGAACAAGUUGAAAUUGCAGUCAAAUACAAGAACAUUAGCGUUGCCGAACAGAACAGCGUCGAAGUCUCAUGGAAUAUUCUGAUGGAACCCCGCUUUGACAAGCUUCGUGCAUCAAUCUACACUACGGAAACCGAGAUGAUCCGAUUUCGGCAGCUGGUCGUGAACUCUGUGAUGGCAACAGAUAUUGUCGACAAGCAGCUCAAAGCACUCCGCAACUCGCGAUGGGAGCGCGCAUUUCAACAGGGUUCCGUUGACGGGGAAGUGGACACGGACGACGACGUUGAGGCCAUCAAUCGAAAGGCUACGAUUGUGAUCGAGCAUUUGAUUCAAGCAUCGGACGUGUCGCACACAAUGCAACACUGGCAUGUUUUUCGAAAGUGGAAUGAACGGCUGUUUCGCGAAAUGUACACUGCCUACCAAGCAGGUAGAGCGGAGAAGGAUCCAUCGGAGUUCUGGUACAAAGGGGAGAUCGGCUUCUUUGACUUUUAUAUCAUACCCCUAGCUAAGAAACUAAAAGAAUGCGGAGUCUUUGGGGUUUCGAGCGACGAGUAUUUGAACUACGCUCAAAGCAACAGGAGAGAAUGGGAACAGAAAGGCGAAGAGAUUGUCAAGGAGUAUCUUGCAGCCUUUCACAAAGAAAAUGGGAAAAUGGGGCGACGCCUCAGUCGUCAUAUGAGCAGCAACCGACUGCUUUCGGCGACUUCAGAUGCACCUGAAAACACCAGCUUCCGAGAGUCCAUGCAGCCAAACGCCAAGAAGAGUAGUUUUCGGGCAGUCGAAAACAAAUCGAGCCUCCGACAGCUGAACGGUCGCAGUCAGCAGGCAUUGGAAGACCGAAAUAGCUUGCGACAGGUGAACAAUGACAACGCCGUGAAUGGCAGUCAGAAGGUUGUGGAUCACACCAGGGCUUCACAGACCAAGCUCAAUACCAACAACGACAGCAGCCGGAAGGAAUCGACCGAGAGAACAUCAUCCAGUCAGGCCAAGGUCGCCGCUAGCAACGUCAACAGUCCCAAUGUCGUGACAGAGAACACACCAUCCAGGCAGGCCAAUGGCAGUGCUACGGACAGCAGGCGCGAGAUGCUUUUUGAUGCUCUGACCCCCAGUGAGAGGGAUGCUGGAUUCACAGGAGUUGUAAACCUGUAGAAAGUAGAGAAACUAUACCAGUAGAAACUCAUGUUCGUAGAUCAACGUGUUAUGGGGUGUUCUGAUGGAACCCAACAUAUGACAAGGUUUGUACAUCAAUCUACACUACAGAAACUGAGAUGAUCCGAUUUCGACAGUUGGCGGUGGAAGCAACUUUUUACUGUGUUGUGGGGCCGAUGCGUAUUGGUCAUCCGUUGCGGCGCUGACGAUUUUCGCAUUCUUCCACUUUGUUGGUUAAAGUCUGUUGCAGCAACAGAUAUUGUCGACAAGCA
Messenger RNA from Seminavis robusta, 4688 nucleotides. NCBI's taxonomy places the organism in Eukaryota, Bacillariophyta, Bacillariophyceae, Naviculales, Naviculaceae. The record is from the annotation of a GenBank genome assembly.